Vicia faba (fava bean) is the source of this 681-nucleotide messenger RNA. Lineage: Eukaryota; Viridiplantae; Streptophyta; Magnoliopsida; Fabales; Fabaceae. The record is from the annotation of a GenBank genome assembly.
AUGGUUCUUCACAGAGAUCUCGACCUUCUCCUUUCUUCUCAUUUAAUCAACAAUCCCAGAGGAGAUGGGGCGAAAUUCAAUGCGAAUUCAAUUGAGAAGAAGAUAGAGUUCCUUGAAAGCUUUACUGGAAAGGUCACGAAUAGAAGAUCUCGUAGAGGCUUGUUUGCUCCACCACCUUUUGGUGAUGAAGUUCCACCUUCAACAUUUUCCUUGACUAAUGUGGAGGAGUGGGACAGAUUCAGGAAUAUAGACAUGGACAAAGAGGUUAAUAUAAUUCAUUCCCUUGAAAAUUCUUUAGAAAAGAAGGAAAGUCACAUUGAUGCUGACAAGAUGGCAGUGUUGAAUGGUUGGCGUAGAAUUGGUUGUAAAACAAGAGAGGCACUUCGCCGCAGCUCUCUUUUUGAACUCCUAGAUGGUUAUGAGGAAUGUCUACGGGCCUUCAUAACCGAAAGCACAGACGGCGAUGUUCUUGAACUUAGAAUCAAGGAUCCUUUUCAUAGAUUGUUGCUGCAUGGAGUUUGCGAGUUCUACAAUCUGGCUUCAGACACGGUGUCAGAUAUGAAUGGUGGUGCGGAGACGUCGAAGGCGACUAUGAUAAAGAAAAAGAAAAAGGGUUCUCCUGAACUCCCAAAGGUCACUCUGUCUCAUUUCCUGAGAAUGUCCAAGGAGGGAAGUUGGUAG